Saccostrea echinata is the source of this 1201-nucleotide messenger RNA. RefSeq lists its product as uncharacterized. The transcript has 9 exons. The coding region runs from base 1 to 1194 and encodes 397 amino acids. The record is from RefSeq and is a predicted model, not a curated record. Lineage: Eukaryota; Metazoa; Mollusca; Bivalvia; Ostreida; Ostreidae.
AUGGGAUACAACUGCUUAUCCGUUAAAAGAGUUUUUCAUCCAGGAGUUCUCAUAGAAAUACGGAUUCUGAGAGAAAGUGACAGAUCCAAAUCAGUAUUCAAGAUGUUACUGCUUCACGUGUUCAUAUUUCUGUCGGUGUGUAUCGGUAUCAGUAGCGCACUCUUGGGGCAUCAUCGCCAUACAACGCACCACACGACCGUCGUAACUAACCCAACGGGAGCUUCGGCACGACCGACAACUCCAGCACCAACACGAUCGACAACUGCCCAAGCAAAACAUGCGUGUAUUUGCAAUACGAACCAUCCUCAAUUAGACAUUUUUCAAUGCCCUGACACUAAAAGUCAGAUUAUUGGGUUCCUGUAUCUACAGGAUUCUCCCUACUCAACGGAUUUAAGUACUAGCCAUUGCAAAGAGUUAGCGUCAUUUGUUGUGUCGCAUGAUGGCUGGUUUCCAGUAAUUCACUUUGGCCAGGUCGGCUACGUAAGAAGAGAUGCCGGGACGAGCGUGGAAAAGUGUCCAGGACCCAUGACUUCUGCUAAAGGUUUUCAGGCGAAACCAUGCCAGUUGUUCUUUUUUCUAUCAAGCAGCACAGUACCGAGCAGCAAUUCAACUCAUGCUAUGCCAUCAACUACUCCUAAACUACUGACUACAACGACAACUGCUAAAAGGCAUACUAGUGUUUCUACCACUAUGAAAGGGCCAGUUAUGUCAACUUCCACGACCAAAGGACCAGCAAUGUCAUCUAGUACUACUGCUAGACAUACUACUAUUUCUACCAGUACUAAAAGACCAGCUAUGUCAACUUCAUCGACAGGAGUGGACCGCGUUUGCAAUAGCCUUGAAACUAUCCUGGAACUUGGGAAACACGAACCAGUUUAUCACGGGCAUGCGCGACAAUGCCCAGGGGGCGACUCUAAGAACGAAGCUGUUGUAAUGAAAUUCUGUUAUGCCCCAGAUUCUUCAACAUGGAUCCAAGGAAGACGGGUACUGGAUCAUUGUUCCGACAUUCCACCCUACACACCUGUUAAUAUGUAUGGAUUUGGCUCAAACAUGCUAAUAUCUGGGAUAUUUAUUAAAUGUACCAAUGCCACAUCAUUUUCGAUUAUUCAUCAAAAGGAUUGUUCUGGCGGACUCCACCUAGAAACCGUUAACGUGUUGACAGGCUCUGGGAUGUUUUAUGUCAUCCACUGGUGAUGAAAUU